Messenger RNA from Brettanomyces bruxellensis, 1266 nucleotides. RefSeq lists its product as uncharacterized. The coding region runs from base 1 to 1266 and encodes 421 amino acids. The transcript has a single exon. Gene Ontology annotation, molecular function: damaged DNA binding; polyubiquitin modification-dependent protein binding; ubiquitin binding. Gene Ontology annotation, cellular component: nucleoplasm; cytosol. The record is from RefSeq and is a predicted model, not a curated record. Gene Ontology annotation, biological process: nucleotide-excision repair; proteasome-mediated ubiquitin-dependent protein catabolic process. Lineage: Eukaryota; Fungi; Ascomycota; Pichiomycetes; Pichiales; Pichiaceae.
AUGAAGGUCAUUUUUAAGAAUUUCAAGAAGGAAAAAUUCCCCAUAGAAGUAGAACCUUCUGAUAGCAUUUUGUCCGGUAAGGAAAAGCUUUCUGCUGCACAGGACUGCCAGCCAGGUCAGCUGAAGUUUGUGUAUUCUGGAAAAAUCCUCAAGGAUGACAAAACAUUCGAGUUUUUCAACGUCAAGGAUGGAGAUCAGAUCAUAUUCAUGAAGAGCAAGUUAAGAAAGCAGAAGUCAAAGCCUGAGCCCAAGCCUGAAGCACAAGCUGCAGCUGGUAAAGCCGAGACCUCAUCUGAAAAUGCAGCAGUUGAAUCAUCAUCAACUUCAAACGCAGCAUCGCUACCAGCACAAAUACCGGCAGAAAACCAGGAAUCUUCUACGGGGGCAGAAGAAUUUACAGAAUCUACGUUUGCCAUUGGCCGAGCAAGGCAGACUGCUGUUCAGAAUAUAAUGGGCAUGGGUUUUGAAAGAGAGCAGGUCGAAAGAGCGUUGACUGCGGCAUUCAACAAUCCGGAUAGAGCCGUUGAGUAUCUUUUAAACGGAAUUCCAGAAAGCCAUCAUCAAGCAUCGGCACCUGCACCACCUGCACCAGCAGCUGAACCUUUAGCCGAGGCUGCAACCGAGAAAUCUACAGGUACUGUGGAUGAGGAGCAGGAAACUGCUCCCAAGAAUGCUUCUGAAGGAAAUACAGAGGCUGGAUCUUCAGGAAAAAGCGAAGAACCAGUGAAAAUAGCUGAGAAUGUUGAAAAUACAAAUGCCACAGCAACGACAGCACAAACGCCGGCCAAUCCAAAUUCGCAGAAUUUGUUUGAAAGAGCCGCUGCUGCGGCCCAGGGACAAAAUACAGGCGAAAAUUCACAAGAGGGUGAUUACAUGGGAUCUCUGCGAGAGCUUCUUCAGCAGAGGCCGGAGAUGGCCGAGAUUGUUCUCCAGCAGAUGGCAGCAUCGAAUCCGCAGCUUGCAGAGGUUAUACAAAGAAACCCUGAGGCAUUUAUGAGAUAUAUCACCAGUGGAGACCAAGAUGCCCUAGCUGAGAGUUUGGGCAUCCCUAAGGAGUACUUAGAGGGAAGCGGUGAUGUUGAUGAUGCCGAAGAUGGAGAGGAGGCCAAUGUUCCUCGUAUUGAGGUCACACCUGAGGAAAAUGCGGCAAUAAAUAGAUUAUGUGAGCUUGGAUUCGACCGUAGUCUGGUCAUACAAGUUUACUUUGCCUGUGAUAAAAACGAGGAGAUGGCAGCCAAUUUAUUGUUCAGUGAUCAUGCUGAUUAG